AUGCCUCCCACCAACAACCUCUGGCACCUCCAACAACGAGGCCAACCAAUCCACACCUCCUCAGACCAAUCCAAAUACAUCGCGCCAGCCGAAACAACCCCCCAUAAAGCCACAAUCCUCGGCUUCCCCUCCCGCUGCUCGACCUUCCCAUCACUCUACACGCGCACCUGCAACGAGAUAAUCGAUCUAGCAGCCACAAUCGCGCACUUCGAGCCCGUGCGCCUCCAUGUACGCCCCGAAGACCAAGCCCACGCUCAAUCCCUCCUGGAAAAACGCAUGGCCAGCGCCCCGGCGUCCGAAAAAGCCCGCAUCUCUCUAAUCCCAGUCGCAACAAACCACGUCUGGGUCCGUGACACAGGCCCCGUCUACGUCCGCGGCGCGGAAGACAACAAGAGAUACGCGAUUGACUUCCGGUUCUGCGAAUGGGGGAAUAAAAUCGACGAGCUCCUUUACAAUAGUAGUGCGGACAAAGCCGCAGCGUUGGAGAUCGAGGCUGAGACGGAAGAUUGGCCUAUUCUAGAAGAACGUGCUAGAAAAGAGAACACGGAGUUUGCAAGUCGGGUUCUGGAGAUUGAAAAUGCCUCGAAUCCCGAGGAUCCCGUUACGCGGAUUCAGUCGAAGGUGAGGCUUGAGGGUGGUGGGAUUGAGAUGGACGGGGAGGGGACUUUCAUGGCUGCGGAAAGCAGUGUGCUUGUUUCGUCGCGAAAUGAGGGUCUUUCUCGCGAGGAGAUUGAGGAUGAGCUGAGGAGACUUCUUGGGGUGAAGAAGUUUAUUUGGAUUCCUGGUCGUGAGGGACUGGAUAUUACGGAUUGUCAUAUCGAUGCGGAGGCGCGGUUCGUUCGGCCUGGUGUUGUUGUUGUCUGCAAGCCUCAUCCGUCAUGCGAGCAGGUCUACUGGGACAUUUACAACGAGGCCCGGGCGGUUCUGGAUAAUGCAACGGAUGCGCAGAACCGCAAGCUCGAAGUUCACGAUAUCGAGGAGCCGGACCCUGCACUGGUGAAGGGUGAUGUUCCUGGUGAGGAAAAUGCACCUGCGGCGUCAUACGUGAACUUCUACUUUGUGAAUGGUGGCUUGGUGAUUCCUUCAUUUGGAGAUCCAGAGCCGGAUCGCAAGGCUUUUGAACUUUUGCAGAAGCUUGUUCCUGAGCGUGAGAUUCGCCAGGUGGCUGUUAAUGCGCUGCCCAGAACUGGGGGCGUGUUGCACUGUACCACGCAGCAGGUGCUGUAA
Molecule: messenger RNA, 1227 nt
Organism: Penicillium atrosanguineum
Lineage: Eukaryota; Fungi; Ascomycota; Eurotiomycetes; Eurotiales; Aspergillaceae
Product: agmatine deiminase family protein
Exons: 1
Coding region: 1-1227 (408 amino acids)
Biological process (GO): putrescine biosynthetic process
Molecular function (GO): protein-arginine deiminase activity; agmatine deiminase activity
Source: RefSeq, a predicted model, not a curated record